GUCACUUUCUCUCGGGAGGCGACGUGUCGAGUGGAGCGACGUCUCCACCAUCUUCUUGCCUUUUCCUCCAUCCCCGCCCUUACGAAUUUCUCCGCGAUUUCAGCGCGCUUCCUCCCGCCGGCUCCUCCCCCCGCCUCCGCUCUCACCGCGGCCGGCCAGCCAUGGAGCAAGGCCAGGGGCCGCCGCCGCCGAAGCCGCCUGCGACGGAGCGCGACAUCGGAUUCGCCGAGCGGGCCGUGGCGGCGGCAGGCGCGGCCGUCGUGUCAGCCGUCCUCGUCAACCCCCUCGACGUCGCCAAGACGAGGUUGCAAGCACAAGCUGCUGGAGUUGUUUAUAACCCGAUAUGGUCAGAUUUUAGGUGCUAUCCAUCAUGCAGCACUGGUGGAAUCAAUGGUUUAGGCCCAUGCUCGUCCUGCAGUCCUGAAUGCUUUCAGUACAGAGGAACUAUGGAUGUGUUCUCUAAAGUCACUAGACAGGAAGGAAUUUUUAGACUAUGGAGAGGUACUGGUGCAAGCCUGGCAUUGGCUGUACCAACGGUUGGAAUAUAUCUGCCUAGUUACGAUUUAUUGCGCAAUUGGAUUGAAGAAUACUCGGACCGCAAUUGUCCCAAGCUUAGACCAUAUGCUCCUCUUAUUUCUGGCUCUAUUGCACGAUCAUUGGCAUGCAUAACUUGUUGCCCUAUUGAGUUAGCAAGAACACGUAUGCAGGCCUUCAAAGAAUCAAAUGUUGGAGGGAAGCCCCCUGGAAUGUGGAAGACCUUGAUAGGUGUGCUUUCAUCAAGACAGAGCAUCAAGAGCCCUGAAAACGUGCGAGGAUACCACCUCCUAUGGACUGGUCUGGGAGCGCAACUAGCACGCGAUGCGCCCUACUCAGCUAUAUGCUGGACAGUUCUUGAACCAAUUAGACGACAUGUGACACGACUAUUCGGUGAUCAAAGCAACGCGACAGUUAUAUUGGGGGCGAACUUUUCUGCAGGCUUUAUUGCUGGGGUUAUCUCUGCGGGCGCUACCUGCCCUCUUGAUGUUGCCAAGACACGCAGACAAAUAGAGAAGGAUCCUGAAAGGGUAUUGAGCAUGAACACAAGGCGCAUAUUGCUUGAGGUUUGGAGGAAGGAAGGUGUGGAAGGUCUGUUCAGAGGCGCAGGCCCUCGAAUGGGGCGCGCAGGCCCGUCGGUGGGCAUCGUCGUCUCCUCCUACGAAGUUGUGAAGCACCUCAUGCACAAGAACACGAGCAAUGCAGCAGACCUAUGAUUCGAUGAGCUCGAUUAGCACGCCCUAAUGGCACAAGUAGGAUUAGGAAUGUCGCUAUUCAAAGAAACACAUUUUUUUACGGUAGUCCAUGACAGAUAAAUGUUAUCCCUCCAUUCCAUUACAAACUGUUACUUCUAAGAUGGGUUUUUAUGCAUCUAGUGGCUAGCUUAUAA
Zea mays is the source of this 1423-nucleotide messenger RNA. RefSeq names its product mitochondrial carrier protein CGI-69. Gene Ontology annotation, biological process: mitochondrial transmembrane transport. The record is from RefSeq and is marked validated. Lineage: Eukaryota; Viridiplantae; Streptophyta; Magnoliopsida; Poales; Poaceae. Gene Ontology annotation, cellular component: mitochondrion.